Messenger RNA from Pelobates cultripes (western spadefoot toad), 28665 nucleotides. The record is from the annotation of a GenBank genome assembly. NCBI's taxonomy places the organism in Eukaryota, Metazoa, Chordata, Amphibia, Anura, Pelobatidae.
CUACAUUCCCUCCCCCCAUUCUAACCUAACUCCACCUCUCCCCUCGUUAGGUGGAUUUUAGAUUUGCGCAGUCCAUGAAGGAAAAUCCCUCUAGAAGUUAGGACAGAGGCUACCCCCUGUGAAAUUCUGACUUUCUUCCUCACCCCCAUCUCUUGUGACAAAAGAUGAAUAUGUAGAUUUUUCUGGGUAGUUGAUAUGGGUAAGUCUGUGGCACUUUUGUGCACGUCAUCUAUCUAUCUAUCUAUCUAUCUAUCUGUCUGUCUGUCUAUCUAUCUAUCUAUCAUGCUUUGACCAGUUUAUUAUAUCUAUCUAUCUAUCUGUCUAUCUAACUAUCUAUCUAUCUAUCUAUCUAUCUAUCUGUCUGUCUGUCUGUCUGUCUGUCUAUCUAUCUUGCUUUGACCAGUUUAUUAUAUCUAUCUAUCUAUCUAGCUUUCUGCGUGUCUGCCUGCAUAUCACUUUCAUUGUCAAUAGUUGUAUAUCUGCUUCGAAGCAUUUAUUUAUUUAACUAGACUCAUAGCUGCAUCGGUCUAUCUUACAAAUUUUAUUGGUCUGUUUGUAGGUUUACCUAAUCAAUUUCAACCACCAUCUGCUUUAUCUUUAUUUAUACAUUUGAACUCAGAUCUUCCUCUAUCUGCUACCCAGUGCGCACAUCUGUGUGUUUAUCCAUCUAUUAUUUAUCAGUCUCAUCUAAUAUUAUAUCAUAAUUUAUCGUGUUUGUAUAUCCAUCUUUAUAAGUAUAAACUAGCUUGUACUUCAUGUGCCAUACAGUAAUUGUUUGAAGGUAGAAGUUGCUUAUUACGUAUUUUGUAAAUCUGAAAGUUCGGUAUUUCACCCUAAUGUUUUAGAAGGUGUAUUAAUUCACAUAUGGCAUAUUAACGUGGUAACUGUGUAGAUAGAUUUGAGCAAAAUCUGUGCAUGUCUCUUUGUUUAUACCGUUGUUUAUCCUCUGCAUAUUUAUGGACAAUUGGAUCUAGUAUGAAGAUUAGUUGACAAUCAUGCAACGCAGGGAAGUUAAGUAAGAGUAUUUUUUUUAAUUUUUUUUAUGGGUUGCAAAAUGCUACUUUUACUUUGUUCUAAGAGUGCACUUUUUGGGAUGUGAGAAAAAAAAUAGUCUAUAUAUUGAUAAAUAUAUACAUUCACAAAAAUGAAGACAAUAUUUAAAUGCGUAAAAGUGUGUUUGUCCAAGUUUGUUGAUAUAUGUUCAUUUAUAGUACACAUGCUGUUGCUAAAAAUCAUAAUAACAGAAAUAUUAGAGUGUGCAGAAUACCCCCCCCGCCUCCCUCCCAAUCUAUUCUUAGAGAAAUGGAGAAGUCCUGGGGGGAAGUUUAAUACACAUAACAUUAACCACUGUGCAACACAUGCACUUUCACAUACAUCCUGCACACAUGCAACUCACACAAUGCUCCAAAUACACCCUGCACACAAACUAUGUCCUCUGUGUUACACAUACAUCCUGUCCACAUGUCACACACACACAUGGACAAUAUUCCAAAUACACACUGCAUAAAUAUACUGUACAUACAGCGUUUCACAUACAUGUGCAGGACAUAUGAAAAUAAACACACACACUCUGUUCCACAUACACAGUACACACACAUCCACUUUUUGCAUUUUUGUAUGCUGGACACAUGAAACACACACACACACACACACAUAUAUAUAUAUAUAUAUAUAUAUUUCAUUUAUAUAUACACACUGAUCCAAAUAUAAACUGCACACACACACAUAAUGCACAUACAAUGUUUAAAAUACAUUCAGGAACACACAUAAACACCGUGCUCCAGAUACACAGUGUUACUCACUGUCACUGUGCUAGACAUAUAUCACAAACACACAAAAUGUUCAAGAUAAAAACUACACGCUCUCCUUCUGUAUGUAUAUUUUAAUUACAUUCUGGAGCAUUACAUACAAUACUCCAGUGUUUCUUACACACUGUAUUCACAUUCCAUACCUGCAGGCCCACGCACAUACACAAUGUUCCAAAUACAAACUGCACUCACAUAUACUACAUAUGCUAUGUUUUAAAUUCAUUCUGGACAUGUUACAUACAAACAAUGAUUUAUACACAUAUUAUACACACAAUACUGCAAAAUACACAAUGUAGUCACAUUGUAUGCAUACAAUGUAUAAAAUACUUUCUGGACACAUGACACUCAAACAUAAUAUUGUACACACAUACUAUACAUAUAAUGUUUCACAUACAUUCUGAGCACAGACAAUGGUCUAAAUACACAUUGAACACACACUCUGCAUAUACAAUAUAAAUAAACAGCUAGAAUCCUGCACAGAACUCCACUAUAUUAAGUGACUUCAUAGAUCUUAUAUGGCAUACACAUGCUAUAAAAUUCUCUUGUAUGUGCUCUUUAGUGAUUCUUUAUGACACAUGUACAUAAAAGGCACACGUGUGAGCUGUGUAUCUUGUUCAAUUGAAAACGAAACAUGAAUUAAUCUACUCAGCACACCAACAGAUUGCACAGGAUGGUAUUAGUUUCUCAGAGGGCUUCGUUCACGUUAAAAUUCAUUUAAAUUAUUUAUGAUUUCUGAACAACAUAUCCCACGAACCCCUGCUGGGCACUAUGGGGAAAGAAGCCCCUGAUAUGUUGUAGCACAUUCUAAUAAAUACCACUUUGCAAAGGUGCAAUGUACAUAUUACUUUUGUUUAAAGAAAAAAACCCUGUAAUAUAUUAACAUCACUGUUUAAAUAAAAUACUACGUGUUAUAGCCUAAUUUCACUCUUUUCUAAUGCUGAUACACUGCAAGUGAAGCCAGUGUGUUAGCAUCAUAGAAGAGAGUUGCCCUGCUUGGAGAAGUGCUCCCAUGCAGAGCCAGUCACUGCCUAGGGACGACACACAAGCGAGGGAUGACCGGCAGGACUACAUAAUAUUGUGUCAAAGCAUUUCUGCGGAAUAGUCCCUAUUCCAUCCCACCACAGCCCCUGUGCUGUCACAGCCACUAUCUCUCCACUACAGCACAUAUACCCCUUAUUCCCUAACCACAGUCUCUUCUCCCACUCAACACAUAACAAUCAUUGUCUCUCCCAAAACAUACAACAGUCCCUAUCACCCCAAAAUGCACACUAUUGCCUCUAUACCCUGCAAAGAUACACUGAUGCCCCAAUUUACAACCAUACAACCCCAAUUUACCCCCACACACACAACAGCUUCAAUUCACCCAUACACGCACUGCAGACCCAUUUUUAUUCCCAAAACAAACCAGAUAGCCCCUAUACAGCAGCUACAACAACAAACACACACACACACACACACACACUAUAUCCUCCCAAAUACACAUACUAGAGCCACUAUGCCCCUUAACACACAAUCAUUACAGCACCUAUCCACAAACAGCUCCUAUUUAUAUGCUCACACACAUACUACACUGCAAACAGUCCCAUCCACACACAACCCGCAACUACACAAGCAUCAUCUCCCCCACGCAUACACUCCUACAAGUAUGUUCCCCACAUACACAACCUCACAAGUCGCACCUCCACACACACAAACAACCCCACAAGCAGCCUCCACAAAAACAAGCAACCCCACAAACAGCAUCUCCGCAAACCUUGCGUUCCCCAAACUUUUGCAUAUAUGUAUGUGUAAUUUAUAUUAUAUAUUAAAUUAACUUACAUUGGCAGAGCCCAACAAGUCAGGGGGCAAAGUCAAAUAUUAGUGGUAGAGUCUAGUCCCACACCAUCAUUAAACUUGACCAGCCACUUUUGCCUGGGAUUGUUAGCAGAUAAACAAUGGUUUAUCAAGGGUUUGCUGUCCAAUAUAGCAAUGGUAAGCCAGGAAAUGCACUAAAAAGAGGUUUCAUCUCAUACGUUAUUAAAUGUAAAAUAUAACACAACAAUGCAUAUAACCUUUUAUAUUCAGUGAAAAUCAAACCUGAUGACAGUUGAUCUUUAAAUGCUGUUAGGGUUUGGGCACUGUUUAAAGGGACACUUAAAGCACGUAGACCACUAAAUCCAGACAACCACUUGAGACACUUUCCCCAAAUGCAGAGGGGGGCGAGAGAAGCUAUGGUUUUUGCCAUACCACUCCCAAACAUUUCCACAGACAACCUGGAUACACUGAGCUAUAGUGGAUAUGGUAUUUAAAGUAUCCCUUCAAAGUAAAGUAUUUUUUUCCAUCUUAGCUGUUAAGUUCGGAAAGGGAAGCUUUUUUUUAAUUGACCACUAAAGGCACCAAUUCUACUUCAUCUCAAUCCAAUGAUGUGGGAGCAGUGGCCGUGUUCUUUCAGCCAUUCAAUGUAAAACAUAGCCAUUUAGUAGAUACGGCAGUUUUUGGAUUGAAGGUUUUAAUUUUCCUGACAGCCACUACCAGCGCCUACACUGCAAAGACUGUGUCUCACUUGGUCAUGUGACGUUCAACAUCCAUUAAGACGCUGAACGUCAUUAAAUGCAGCUCAUUGGAUACAAUGCUUCCCUAUGAGAAUAAUUUCACUUGGUGCUCAAAGGGAUCACUGUGCAUGUGCAUUUUGUUUAGUUACACUGGAUAUGUAAAAAUGAUUUACAAAAAUGUUGUAAAAAUUAUAUUUUUCCAUUUCUAACAUCUUAUUCUUACACUUAUUGUUGUGUUAGGUAUACAUAUAGGAUAUUAAAUAAAAGCCCUUUCUAUAUUUUAAAAAACAAUAUACAAAAUGUAUGGUGUUAAAAAUCCCUUCUGUCACUAAGAAGUCCCUUGGCGCUGCAUCAGGCUCUGCCUCUGCUCCUAGGCAGACGUUGGCGGGUGAAUCUAAUGCGUAUCCGCGGCGAGUGAGACGCUGGAUGUCCUCAUGCAUAGGCUGAGAACUUCCAGUGUCAGUUAGGCGACCAAAACUCGAGUUAACCCUGGCAGGUAAUUAUUACAGUUUAUUAAAAACUGCUAUAAUUACCAUAGCAGGGUUAAGGGACCUGGGACAGUGCACAACCUGACCACUUUUUAUGAACUGAAGUGGUCUGAGUGCCUGUAGUGUCCCUUUGAGGACCACAUAAAUGUCCAUGCCGUCAUACAAUGCAGGGCUUUCAUGCCCAGAGAUGGCAUAGGUCAUCACGCAGAAAAAAUAAAAGCUGGGGUUAAAUCCCUGCUGGUACCAACGAACCCCAGGUAUCUUUUGAUACCUGAGGGUACCCCCUGCCCACUGGUGCCACAAUUAGUGGUGUUAGGAAAACAGUUUUGUAUUCCUAACGCUAUAAACAAACAAACAAAAACACUCCAAAAACAACACUUUGAAAAUAAGAAAAUUAUAAUAUGUUGUGGUAAUGAAACCCCAAAACAUGAACAUGCAGCACUUAGAACCAAAAUAUAUUUUUGUACUGAGCACUAUACUUUCACAUUUUUGGGUUUGAUAACCACAACAUAUUUUUGUUUGUUUCUUUGGUGUGGUGUUUAAGGAGAUAACCCACAUGAGUGUUGUAGCAAUUGAUUUUUCAAAAGUAUUUAUUUUACUAUAAGCUCCAUUUCAGUGGCUUUUCAGUGAGCAUCUGAUUACGUUCUACGGGGACUUUUUUAUCCCAUAAACUUCUAUCUAGCAAUGACUUAUGGGAUAAGUAGUUUAUACCACAGCAAUAGUUCCACUCAUCAUAUACGAUAAAACCAGGCCAAGUCCUGCACAUAGUGCGUGCUCACCGGAUGCACAAAUUGUAUAAUAUCUCAUUCACAAAUACACUCUAAAAAACACAGUUCUUACGAACACGCUCACAUUUACAAACAUCCACAGACAAUUCUGAAAUAUAGAAACAGGGUAUGGAUAAGGUUAUACAGCUUCACACUAUAUGUGAAUGAUAUUUUAACUUUAUUAUAUUGUUUUGUUAGUAGGUGCCUAUAGGGUGGCAUAUUAGAGUAAUAGGAUAUCAAAUCAUGAUUAAAAUAGCAACAACCCAGAAAAGGGUUUUCAUGUGCAUGUUCAUUCUUACAAUGGAGUUGGACGCUUGCGUUUUGAAAGGUUCUGUGGUUCUUAUUAAAAUCAAUAGUGGUAGGUAGAAUCACGAGAAUUUGAAACCGAAAAAAAAUAUUUAUCACAUGAAUCAUGGUAGAAGCUGUACCUGAGAAGGACUGGGACAGAGCUAAUGCAAAUAUUGAGGAACGCAUGGUGCUACAUAGUGCAAACUAUAGUUAUAAAGGGAGAGAUUUAUCAAUGUAUUCUGAAAAAAAAAAUCCUUUAUUUUUGGUCUCUAAUCUGUAUCUUUUAAAUUGCAUUUAUUAAGUUGUAUUAAAAAUGUCAGCUUUCAUAAAAUUAGGCAUUUCAGUAAAGACUGCUGAAUAUAUAGAGGUGGGAAAAAGAGAAGUGAAAUAAAACACGUUUCUGGUGUAAACACGACAGAAAGGUUAAUACCAGAAAGAUUGUGUGCAUUUCAAAUUUACUGUUAGGGUGCAUAGUAAACAACUGACAAAAUAACUUGAGCCCAUAAAGACAACAACAAAACAAACAAAAAUGGAGCAAAGCAAUAUUUGACACUUUGAUAAGUGUCCCACAUUGAUUCAAAAGGUGCCACAGCAGCAGAAGUGGGUUGGUUGGUAGUGGAAUAGUGGAAAACAGUGGAAGUGGGUAAUUGCUUGGUGUCAAACUGCAAGGGUCAAAUAAGCCACUGAGGUAGCUUGUGAGAAAGCCAGAAACCUUAGAUGCCAAGGGCCCUGGACCACCAAACCUGUCAGGAAACCAAGAGAAGAAGAGGUAUUGUGGUAAAACAAGAUGGUUUGUUGGGUCUGGUAGUGGCCAAGGUUCCUAGACCACUAAACCUCUCAGGGAACCAAGGGAACAAGAGGUAUUGUGGUAAAACAAGAUGGUUUGUUGGGUCUGGUAGUGGCCAAGGUUCCUAGACCACUAAACCUCUCAGGGAACCAAGGGAACAAGAGGUAUUGUGGUAAAACAAGAUGGUUUGUUGGGUCUGGUAGUGGCCAAGGUUCCUAGACCACUAAACCUCUCAGGGAACCAAGGGAACAAGAGGUAUUGUGGUAAAACAAGAUGGUUUGUUGGGUCUGGUAGUGGCCAAGGUUCCUAGACCACUAAACCUCUCAGGGAACCAAGGGAACAAGAGGUAUUGUGGUAAAACAAGAUGGUUUGUUGGGUCUGGUAGUGGCCAAGGUUCCUAGACCACUAAACCUCUCAGGGAACCAAGGGAAAAAUAGGUAUUGUGGUAAAAACAAAAAAACAAAAAAAAAAAAGAUGGUUUGUUGUGUCUGGUAGUGGCCAUGUAAUACUACUGAGUUACAAUUAGUGUAGACAACUUUUUUAUAUUUCUAAAUAUCUGCAUUAAAUAAAAAGUCACAAAAAGUUAUGAAAUGAUUAGAUGGGAAUAGAUUAUAUCAACUAAUUGAUUAUGUAAAAGACACAAUACACAUUUCCAGAAAUCGCAAGUCAAACAUAAUCACCUUUCCCUAUCUGCAAGAUAACGUGUUGCAAUGAUUAAUCGUCCACAGCUGCUGAAAAAUGAAUAAAAAAAAUAAAAAAUCAUGCUGAACAUGUCAUCUAUUAGUGGGUACGCACGUAGGGAUUACUGAAGACAAUACAUAAAAAUUAGAUUGAUAAUUAGAUUGAAGAAGAAUACAGCUGAGCCUUACUCGAAGAUUCUUUAACCAUGACAAUAAUUACAUAAUUUUACAUUUGAGAAUAAAUAUAAUCCUCAUUUUGAGGGUAUAUCAACUCAAGGAGUGUUUUCGAUAUGCUCUAAAAUACAAACUGCGUGCAGUCAGAACUUCCAAAAUGUAAAACCACAAGCAGGACAGUGUCAUUGAAUCCCGAUUUCCUUUUUUGAUGUUUUUGUAGACAGGAUAUUUAAUAAAAACAGACUGAAUAGCCAGUUUGUAGUAUGAUCACCCCACAUAUUAUUUAUAAAGCGCCAACAAAUAGCACUGUACAAUAGAUGGACUAACAGAGGGUGUUGAGGGCCCUGCUCAAAGUGGCACAAGAGAUAAGGGAGAGAUGUAUUUCAUGUACAGGAAAAGUAGGUUGCUAGAAUAGUUUACAGUGAAGGGUUAGUUUUUCUGGAUGACACGAACAGGGUCGGUUAUAAAGUUGUUGGUAGGGAAAGCUAUUAGCAGUUUAAUUGAUUUGCUUUGCUAAAGAAGCAGUUUUUUGAUAAUUUUUUUGAAGGUGUUGAGACUGGGUGAGACCCUAACGGAGCAGAGAAAGGAGUUCCAUAGAAACAGCGCAGCCCUAGAGAAGUCUUGAAGGUGGACCUCACAGGUGCAAGUACCAACAGGUAAUAGACACAGAUGUUUGACAGAGUGUAGGGCCCUGAACUGGGCAUACUUGUGUAUCAGUAGGGAUAGGUAGAUAGGAGCAGCAUUAUGUGAAGGUUUGUAAGCAAGCACCAGAAUUUUAAAUUGAGCCCCAUAUCUUGCAGGAAGCCAAUGUAAGAAUUGACCGAGGGGGGAGGUAUGGGAGGUGUGGGCCGACCGGAAGAUGAAUCUCGCUGCCGUAUUCAUUAUGAAUUGUAAUGGGGCCAGCUGGGAAUGCGUAAGACCACUGAGAAGUGGAUUGCAGUAGUCAAGGCGAGUGUUGUAACCGGUGUUAGAUAGGGGCGGAUGCAAUCUAUGUUUCUGAGAUAGACUGGACUGGACUUGAGGGGCGGAGAGGUUGGAGUAAAAAAAAACACCUGGCAGUGAGCCUAUGAGGUAGAGCUGAUGGUAGUGCCAUUGAGUUGGAGACAGAAUGACACAGGAGUAGCAACACUUGAGGGAGGAAAGACCAGAAGCUCUGUUUUGGACAUGUUAAGUUUUAAGAAAAUGAGCAGCAGUCCACUUGGAAAUAGCAGAGAGCCAGUCAGAGACACGAGUCAGGAAGGACUGGGAGAGAUCAGGAAAGGACAGAUAGAUUUAUGUGUCAUCGGCAUAGAAAAGAUACUGGAAGCCAAAAGAGUUGAUGUGUUUACCAAGGGAGGCAGUAUAGAUCGAGGACAGUAGAGGACCAAGGAGAGAACAGAGAGGGGUUGUGGAGGAGAGGAAGAACCAGAAAAAGAAACACUGAAUGAGCAUUGGGAGAGGUAGGAACUAGGAAAUCGAAGUGUCUCGUAGAACGAGAUUAUGAGAAGAAGUUGUUGAUGAUCAACAGUGUCGAAAGCAGCUGAAAGGUCAAGUAGAAUUAAGAGAGAGUAGUGGCCACUGGAUUAAGUUUCCAAUUAAGUCAUUGGAAGCUUUGGUCAGGGCCAUUUCGACAUAGUGACAAGUGCAGAAUCUGGACUGAAGCAGGUCGAGCAGAGAGUUGGAUUUGAUUUUUACAAUCAGGGUGAUGGUUGCAUGCAGAACGGUGAAGGAAAUAUGGCAGAGGAAAGGGAGAGAUUGAAUAUUUAUGGACUGGCAGGGCAAGAGAAAUAGACAAAGCGCUGGUGAGAUGGGAGGGAAUAGGAUCGAGGGAACAAGUGGUGGGGCUAGAGGACCGAAGCAGAGCAGAAACCUCUGCUUGCAUAGCAUGUGCGAGUGAGUAUAAAAAAAGAGGAGGGUGCAGGGUUGAGAGAAAGAGGGGAAGGGAUAGGAGAGAUAUAAAAGUUAUCUUCUCUGAUCAUAUAAAUCUCAGUGAAUUUUGAUGCAUAGUUUAUAGUGGUAUAGUUAGUAGGAGGAGGAGCAGCAACAGGGCAAAGAGGUGACAGUGUGAAAGAGGUAUUUGGUUUCUUGGAAGAGUGUGGUUAUUGGGUUUUGAAACAGGUUUCUUUUGCGGAGGAAAGAGACAAACUGUAGGAGUGCAGCAUAAAUUUAUAGUGGAGGAAGUCAGAUGCAGAAUGAGACUUCAGCAGCGUUUAACAGUUGUGAAGCAUUUUUGGAGGUAAUGAGUCAACUUGGUGUGCCAGGGUUGUAAUCGGGGCCGCUUACAACAUUUAAAUACAAGAGGUGACAUGAUAUCUAGUUGAGACGACAGAGUGGAGUUGUAGAGGGAGGUUGCAGAGCUAGGUCAGGUGAUGCUUGAGAUGAGUGAAAGGAGGUUUGUUUGGAGGUUGGUGGAGAAUUACUGUAGGUUAAGACAGUGGAGGUUUAUACGAGAUUGGUGUACUGAUGGUGGUGUGAUAUGGGUAUGGGAUAUGCCAAUGUCAAAGGUCAGCAGAUGGUGGUCAGGUAGAGGAAAUGGAACAUUAGAGGGUCAGAGGCAGUACAGAGAUUGGUGAAGGUGAGAUCAAGAGUGUUUCCCGCUGAGUCAGACCAUUGAAUAUAUAUACAUUGUGUAUGCUCUCACAAAAUAUGUCAGCUUGACUAUGGACAUGCUACUGGACUCUUUGACCUAAUUGUUGCAAGUAAUUCUGAAGGUUGAAGUGUGUGUCAUUGAAUAUCUGUAAGUGUUUAGGGUAGUUUAGAUUACCCACUGAUAUCUCUGGGUAUUUCUGAAGACUUUUCAGGGUGUUUUUUUUGGGUGCUUAGUUUAAAAACUCUUCAGAUAAUCUAUUAAAACAUUAAAAAUCAUCAAAAGAGUACAAAGUUACAACAUCUCACUUGUUACCUUUACCUGAUUAAAAGUUAAAAAACCUCCCCAGUGAUGUCAUUACUGACAGGGGAGAAAUAAUCUAGUGAGGGGAGCAAGCAUGCUGCAAAAUGCACAGUGCAGAGCUCUCUCACAUCAGCAAAGUGACUUGCUCUAACAGUAUUCUAGGGUUAAGGUUCACAUUAGGGUUAGAGUUAGAGUUUGUUAGUGUUUAGGUUAGGGUUAGUUAGUGUUAGUGUUUGGGAUUUAGAGUUAUGGUUAGUGUGGCGAAUACCACCCGAGCCAUAUUAAAACUCCCACAAAAGACUAUAUCACUCCCCUGGCUCCCUGUUCCCCCUCCCCUCCAUGUAUUCUAGCUAAGAGCCCCGCUACAAUCAGGUCUGCGAACCGUGACAGAGAGCCGGAGUAUCCAAACACCUUCAACAGGACCUUCCUCUGACUCAUUUGGAACUCCAGCUCGACUGCAAUCACCAUCCCGGCCUGGUCACAUUGCUUCCCGGUUUUCACCCAUUUCCCAAUGGGCUAGGAGAGUGCUUUUUGGAGGGGAGCUACAAUUCAUCAAGAGGAACAAUCGCUACAUGUGACAGCCAGGAGGAGCCGCCUUGCCUCGACACACCUGAGGCUCCAGUAAAUGACUGGCGUAUUGCAACAAAUGCCUGGAACUGAUUUGGGUUAGAACUUGUGUAGCGGUCGGUCAGAACUUUGUACAGAUGGCAAUUUCCCAAUUCUCCAUGGAUCCAGGCGCUAUUUUUACAGGAUGGGAGCUUGAGGCAGAACUAUCUGGCGAUGUAUAAUGUGUGGUGGUUAGAGGAUGUUUUGGUAACGUUUCUGAGGAAUUUCUGUAUUGAUUUCUCUGUGUCUAGGAGAUGAUUGGUUUAGCGAGAGUUUACUUAAUUAUCUCCCAGACUGGGGAAAUAUUUUCCAUGACUGGGGAAAGGGGCUAGAAACACCAAAAGGCUCUUCUUUCAGCUAAGAGGGAAACCCAGCUGGGAUAUAGAAGCUCUGCUACAGCUAGUAUUUAGGAUUAUUUAGUGUUAUUAUUUAGGGGUAGUAAGAAUUUAUGUUUAGGGUUACAGUUAGGGUUAAUAUUAUUGUAAGGAUUAGCAUUAGACUGUGACCUUCACUACCCUUGGUAAAUAUAAAUAAAAAAGAUGGUGAAAAAUUAUUUUUAUUGUUUGAACAUUUGAUCUUUUGUUAAAAAAAUACAUAUAUCUUGUGGAUAUUAAUCAAUUGCAUUUGCCACCUUGAAACUCAUUCUGCACAGAACUCUCGUGGGGAGAAGAUGGAACUAUUUUUGUUGAGUCGGAUUUUUCAUCUGUUUUUCUGUGUGUGAAUUGAUUGUUUUAUAUAUCAAUAGUUGCAUUGUAUUAUCAUGGAUUUUUUUUUCCGAUUUGAAAGUUUUUAUUGUUUCAAUAAGGAAGAUGGGGUACAGAAAGGAAAACUCUCGUUUUCAAGUAUGUCCUUUGUCCACAAAACAUUGCAUUGUUACAACAGGGUACAGUAUUACAAAAAAUACAAUAUACAAACAAUAUAUAUAUACACAUACAAACAUAUAUAAAUUUAACACAUAACAGGUAAUAAAUAUAUUCAACCAUGACAGGUGCAUUCUGUGCUGAGGUAUAGUGCCAUAGAUCUCUUAAAAGAUUUUAGAUUGAAUGAAGAUUUAACUGUGUCCCUGAGGUUAUUCCAUAAUUGCGGUGCUCUGUAGGAAAAUGAAGAUCGAGCCACUUUUGCAUUGCGGCAUGCUAAAUAUUGUGCUGGUACUGGAUCAUAGGUUAUAAGAGGUGGGAACAACUGGGGAGAGCAUUCUACUUAGGUAGAGUGGUAGCUUCCCAGAAAAGCUCUUAUACAGAUAGCUAUUGUACAUUCAACACAGAACAUUUUUAGUUGGAAAGUGUAUGUGCUAAAAAAUAAGUAUAGUAACAUUGUCUAUCGUUCAACCAUAUCUCAACAUGGUUGGUGACCAGAGCAUAUAACAAACCAGUUCAGAACAGCCUUAGGCAUUUUAUCAUUGUAUGGUUACAAGGUUUUGAGGGUUAUCCAAUCUCCAUGUGCUCCAAAGGUUCCAAACCUCGGCAUUAAGUUUGGAGGGGAAGAAUAUGGUGCGAUAAAAUUUUUUGUAUAUGCGUUGUUUGUCUAAGGCUUUAAGCAAUUUUGGUUUUGGGGGCACUAGUGGGGAUUUCCAAGCUCCUGCAAUCAACUGCUGUACCGUUAAAAGAAUAGUUAAAAGUAUUAUUUUCUGUUUACGUUUCAGUGAUGGUGGUUGUAUAUCUAACAGGAGAAAUAAUUGGGGCAUAGAGGGCAGUGAGCAAUCCAUCACCUGCGCUAUUAUUGUUCGGAUAUUUCUCCAGUCGAGGUGAGUUGCCGCCUGCUUGCAGUGGAGUAGGGUGGUGUAACCUGUGCUGCAGACGCAGUCAGAAGUUGGCAAAGGUCCUGUCUAGCCAGGACAUGAUAUUAAGCUGUGCGUCCCUGGCUCUGGAGGAAAACAAGGUCUCUGCCAUUAUUGUUGAGUUGCUUUAGGGUGCACCAUCCCCCAUGCCCUCACCCCACACUUCUACUUUGUCUGGAAAGCCUUCUAGAAGUGGACCGGGAUCACCCCCACUGGUCCGAGGGGGGAGGAGGGGAAGGGAAGAGGCUCUUGUUCAAGGGCUGCUGAGUCCGGGCACCUCCGCACCGGGAGAUCGGCCGCCUCUCCGCUCGGCCCACACCAGGCCACUGCAGCCACGGUGGAAUAUAUACACUCCUUGUGGGUCUCUGACUGCUGCUCUUCAUACCUGAUAUGUCAAGGAUCAAAGGUUAUACAAGAUGUGACCUGAACUGGGUUAAUUGGGUUUGUAGAUCAUUCUGUAUGGCAGAAUAGUGGAGGAGCUUGGUCAUGAUGCAACCAUCCACCAUGACAGUCAGGCCCCGCCAUUGGAAGUAUUGUCAUUUUAAAGGAUAUUACUGGUUCCGUCCAGGAAAGAAACAGUGGUGUCCACUGCUAUAGGUGUGCCCUACAUUUUAAUGUAGUUGGCGGAAUAGAAACUCACAGUUUUUUUUGUGAUAGUCAAACCUAGAUAUUUGAUAUUCUCAUUCUUCCAUUCAAAAGAGAAAUCUCUGCGGCGGGAGGUCAUAAGAUUCGACGGAAGCCCUAUGCCAAGAGCCUGUGCUUUGGUAGUAUUAAUGGAGUAGUAGGAUACCAGUUCAUAGUUUUCUAAACGCAUUAGAGAUGGCAAUGAUUGUUGUGCGUGGGUAAGGUACAGGAGGAUAUCGUCUGCAAAUGCGCUAACUUUGAGUUCUUUUCCUGAUACUGACACCCCUUGUAUUUCAGUAUGAUCUCUAAUGGAGCACAAUGAUGGUUCUAAAGCAAGCACAUGUGGGGAAAGGGGGCACCCCUUCCUUGUUCCAUUGGAAACCUGAAAUGUGGAAUUAAGGAAACCAGACUGCAUAACGUGUGCCGAAGGAGAGGAGUACAAUAUCUGUUGGACAGCCAAUGGGGGAAAUCCGUAUUUGUCCAAAACUUUUUUCAGGAAAGACCAGCCCAAGCGGUCAAAUGCCUUUUCCGCAUCGAGCUCUAGCAACAGGCCUCCCACACUUGUACCCCUAAUCUGUUCUGUGGGUAUUGUUUAAUCCUGGUUUCCCCCAUACAAACCCAGUCUGAUCAUCGUUUAUUAGUGAUGGUAGGAUCGGUCCGAUUUGAUUGGAUAGCAUUUUGGCAUCACUGUUAAGAAGGGAAACUGGGUAAAGGUUUUUACAUAUGUCUAGGGAUUUGUCUGGUUUUAGAAUGGUAACAAUAGUCGCCAAUAGCAUCUGUGGGAAUAAGGUACCUGUUUCAGUCGCACUAUGGAAAACUUGUAGGAGAUGAGGAGCAAGGACAUCUGCAAUUUUUUAUAUUAUAGGUUAGUGAAGCCAUCUACUCCAGGUGAUUUACCAGUAGGCAACUGUUUUAUGGCAGCUUUGAUUUCCGUUAAUGAAAAGGGUUGAAGCAAAGUAUCUAACUAGUCAGAAUUUAGCUUGUGUAGCUUGAAGAUAAGUAUGACUCUUGAUCAGACAGGGUGUGUGUGUCACGGUUCUCACCGCGACAUCCAGACUGCCAGACGAGGUCGACCUAGAAGUGCCCAAUAGGGAUUUGAACCUGAGUACUCUGCAGUCCUGGGGUUGCUGUUUUUGCCUCUGAGCCACCAUACAGCUCAGGAAAUUCCAGAAGUCUACUCUUGCCUUGUAUCCAGCACUGGGGGCUGGACGUUAUCUGAGACUGCUCCUGUCACUCAUGGUUCACCUGUGGCUGAUCACGGAUUAGCCAGGUAUAAGACACUGCCUCUCCCUGAGGGCAGUGUCAGUUCAUUGACUCUGGUUCAAGUAUUGCUGUUUCGUGUUCUCCUGUUGAUUCCUGACCUUGGCUUGUUAUUUCAUGUACCCUGACUUCUGGCAUCUUCUGACCUCGGCUCUCUACUGGUUUAUCCUGAUUUCUGGCACCCACUGACCUUUAUGUCCGUAUCUGCGACUUGGAGCAUCAUCCUGCACAGCCCCCGUGUACCGACUCACAGGCCAGGUGAAUUCUUACCUGACCACCCUGGCCUGUGUUUACUUGCAAGGGUGAGCACAUAUAUCUGCGCUACAGACUCCCAUUCAGGUAAGCCCUGACAGUGUGUGGGCGUCCAGUUUUAAAAGAUAAAGUUUUUAGAGUAAAAUUUGGCAAAUUCUUGGCUAAUCUCCUGUGGCUCUAUCUUUUCCCCCCAUGUUCUCCUAUUAUGUGGGCUAUUUUAGAGUUGGCUAUCUUGGUUUGAAGUCUAGUUGGCAGAACUCUAGUUGCUUUUCCAGUGCUAUGAUAUGUUGUGGCUGGAGCCUAUGAAGAUAGUAGUCAGUUUUGGUAGCAUUUAGUGUGGUGAGUUGGUGGUAUAUGGAAUUUAACUUAGCAGCUAAGUCAGGGGACGGUGUCUCUUUGUUGCGGGAAGUGACUAUUGUGAUUUGUUUGUAACACUCCUUAAGUGCCGACUGUCGUUGCUGCUUAAGUUGGGAGGACCGCUGGAUGCAUAGGCCCCUGAUAACUGCUUUGUUGGCAGACCAAACAGUGGUAUCUGAGACCUCUCUUAGUAUUGUUGUGAAAGUAGUCUAUUAAAUUAUCCUGUAAGUGUUUAACAAAACGCUAAUUUUGGAGGAUUGCGUCGUUCAUACGCCAAUUGCCUCUGCCCUGAAAUAGGAAUGUGUCAAACAAGGUUAAAAAUACUAGGCUGUGAUCCGACCAAGAGAUGUCUCCUAUUGUACAAGCAAAGGUUAUGAUGUAUUUUAUUUUGCAAGGUCUACAAGUAAGAAUACUUGAAUGGUAGUUUUACUAUUAUUAGGGUGAGAGGAUUAUGUAGGGGUAAUUUAUUUAAAGGAGGUUUGGCUAAGAGAGUGAUGUUCCCUAGCCACCAAGGGCAGACACUAGUACAAAUGUGGGGGUGGUGGGGGCAGACAAUCGCAUCUAUAAUUGUAUAUUAUAACUGUGGUUGAAUGCACAUGUAACAAAAAAUGUUGAAAUUCUUAAAGGACCACUAUAGUGCCAGGAAAACAAACUUGUUUUCCUGGCACUAUAGUGCCCUGAGGGUGCCCCCACCCUCAGAGUCCCACUCCCGCCGGGCUGAAGGGGAUUAAACACUCACCUUUCUCCACUGCCGUGCUCCCUCAGUGCUGUAGACUCUACUCCUCAUUCGGUCGUCAUCGGCUGAAUGCACAUGCGCGGCAAGUGCCGCGCACAUUCAGCCAGUCCAUAGGAAAGCAUUUUCAAUGCUUUCCUAUGGACGCUGGCGUCUUCUCACUGUGAAAAUCAGUGAGAAGCACGGAAGCGCCUUUAGCGGCUGUCAAUGAGACAGCCACUAGAGGCUGGAUUAACCCAUUUGUAAACAUAGCAGUUUCUCUGAUGUUUACAGCAGAAAGGGUUAAUCCUAGAUGGACCUGGCACCCAGACCACUUCAUUAAGCUGAAGUGGUCUGGGUGCCUAUAGUGGUCCUUUAAGUGUUCUUAAGUACAAAGAAGCAAACCAAGAUAUGUCCUUAAGGGGUUAAGGGCACAUGACUACUGUUCUGUUGAGAUUGUAAGGUAAAGCCAGUAAACCAAAAUGCAAUGGCAAAGCCAAAGGGGGAGAUUAAUAUUUAUGCCUUCUUUCUCAAAUUAAUACAGGAAUAUAAAUAAGGUAUCAUGUACGAAACUCAAAACAAAGAUUGUCUUAAAAAAACAAAAAAAAGUUAUCAUAUGCAUUUUCUUUGUUUAAUCACAGUCAGCAGUUGUCGUCACACUUUUAUCACUAAGCAGUCCCAGAAGGCUGGCACCUUAAAAAAAACCCAAAACAAAAAAAAAAACGAAGAGAAGUAUCAUGGGUUCAAAAACAAGUACCAUAACCACUAGUAAGGCAAAGUGAAAAUAUGCACAUAAAAUAUAUAUAUCUACAAAUGGGGCUUGGGGUUGCAGGUUUUUCUUACAUUGGUUUCUCUUGCAUCUAGAUAGUCUUUUACAAUGAUGACUCAUAGCAUAAUGACAAGAUGAAUUUUGGGACUGCCCUAUAUCACCCAUUACAGAUCCAAAUAUGCAUUAUAUCAGCACCAGGUGUAGGGUUUACAUGAGAGGAGAACUUGUGUGCAGCUCCACUGCUAUACCCUAUUCUCUUUGGGUUUUUUUAAAUCGACAAAUGAGAAUUACUUUUAUUAUUUUUAUAUUUUAUUAUCUGGAUUUGUCCGUUCACCUUGUUGCUAAAAGGAAACAGAGAAAUGGAGGACACAAGCAAAAGACCAGCGUGCAAUAUCAAUAGGAAACAAGUUUUUCAGCACAAACUUUCAAUGAAGGUGUCAAGUAAAGGGGCCGAAACAUUACCGAUUUACUUGGCACCUUAAUAAAGGUUUACAUUUCUUGACGGUUUGUACAGACAAUUUGUUUUCUAUUCACCUUGUUGCUAUGGUUCCAUGGUGCAAAUUAGAGCAUUUUACACAGGAAAGGCUCACUCAAAAAGGUUGCAGUAACCGUUUAAGGCUCUAGUAGGUAUCUGACUGCCAAUAGACGUGUUUUUUUAGCUAAACAUAUAUACUUACCAAAAUGUAUAAACAGUAUUGUUUUUGAUUGUAUGCACACGUAAAAUGCAGUCGUUUUGGUGCUUAGAGUGUCCCUUUAUUGACAGUGAUAAUAAUGUGUGUUCUGAAUGGUAGGAAGUGAAUUGAAAAGUAUCCAAAGAGCAAAGGUUGUUUUUACUAAGAGGAUCAUGUAAAGAAUAGUCACUGUGUCGGUAGUUCUAGAAUUGAGAACUAGAGAAAUAAAGUAAAGGAAACAAACAGUACUUCUUGCUAUUACAAAAGAGUCCUCUGUAAUAUGGACUUUGGCAGCCAAGUCACUUACAGGAGCAGGGCACACAGGUUUCUGGAGUAGCCCUGAGCAAAAGUUAAAAACAUACUUCCCAACUACGGAGGUAUGAGAUGAGUCGGAGGAGUGGGCAGGUCACGGUAACAGUGUAAAAUGAUUGGCCCUAAUUAGCUGUGGAAGUGCGUAUGCCAGGCUGACUGACAGGUGCACUAGAUAUGCCCACGCAGGGCAGUUCAUGAGCAGAAUGCUUUUGAAGUGCUCCAAGUAUGGGCUGUAUGCCCUCAGUUAAGCCACUGAUUGUGGAGUUACCUGUGUCUCUAAAUGUGGAAAACCAAGGGUAUAACUCAGGAUAUACCCAUAAACCUACUACAGGUCAUGGGACAGUCGGAAUGUAUGAAAAUGUCUGGAACGAUAUUAAAGAGACCAUCUGAUCACCAUAAGCACUUUGCAACAUCAACAUUAUUCUAAAAUGCAUAGUGCAUACUGAACCCACUCUCAUUACUAGUGACUUAUAGUAGUAUAUAGCUUCUACUGUUACACAGGCUGUUGAGGUAGCUCAGUUGGUAAACCUCCCAGGGCAAUUCAUCAAGCAGCUCAGAACUAUGAGUUUUGGGUUGCCAGUGUAAUUUUUUCCCCUAGUGUUGAUUACACAUUGGAUGUAAAAUAAUAAAGGCUCUUUCCUCCCAGAUGAAAGAUCCAAGCCACGGACUUAAGGAUGUAUUCCCGACCCUCUGGUGUUAAAACCACCAUCCUGCCCCCCUCAUGCCUCCAUAAAUAUAGCAAAAUCUUACCGUAUUCAAGCCUCAAGCUGUAAGUUUGCAUGCUGUCUGCCUCAGAAAAACAAGCUUUAUGCUGACAUCAUUAGAAGUGGUGGCCUGAUCCAAUCACAGCGCUUCUUUAUAGAAUUGGCUGAGACUGACAAAGAGGCAGAUCAGGGGCAGAGCCAGCACAAACACAACACUAGAGCCAGCACAAACACAGCCCUAGCCAAUCAGAAUCUCCUCAUAGAGAUGAAUUGAAUCAAUGAAUCUCUAUGAGGAAAGUUCAGUGUCUGCAUGCAGAGGUGGAAGACACUGAAUGUUUGGAUGCAUUUUAGGCAGCUACCUGAGGAGUGGCCAGUGAAGUCAUCACUAGGCUGUAAUGUAAACACUGCAUUUUCUCUGAAAAGACAGUGUUUCAGCAAAAAGUCUGAAGGUAAUGUUUCUACUCACCAGAACAAAUUCAAUAAGCUGUAGCUGUUCUGGUGACUAUAGUGUCCCUUUAAUGACAAUAGAUGAGAGGAAGGAUUUCUGGCGCUUGUUUUGUAUAAAAAUGGCAGCUGAUACUUCCCAAACCAGAGUCUCUUCUUUCUGGCCGUAGGCAUUGCCUCUGAAGUGGUGGUAACCAAAUGUAACCAAAUGUCAGGAUUUUAACACGGAAUGCUGUCCUCACUGAGGUAAAAAAACCAAAAAUAAAAUAAAGUCCAAGGCAAAUAAUCCAGAAAGGGAUAGACAAAGGCAAGGUGAAGAAAGUCCAAAGGUCAAGAAUCCAGGAGGCAAUGUUCAGGAGUGGUGAGACAAGCCAAGGGCCAGGUAUCCAGGUAAAUAACAAAAUGUAGCCAAUUAUUCACUGAAACAGCACAAAACAACUGAGCAAUGAUAGUUCAACAGUUCUGUGUUUAAAUAGGGUGUCUAUCAGAGGCCGCGCUCAAGUUGAUACACCUCUGCACUGCCUUUUUAUUGUGGAGGUCUGUAGUCGCAUCCACUGGGCUUUCCUGCGGCUUGCCUUGAGCGUGCACGUCUCCCUGGUGUUUUGUGUUGCCCAGGAGACGUGAUGGAUGUCAGGUCGGAGAUCGCGGCCCUCUCCUUGUAAUCACACUUACUCAAUGCUCACGCCUGGACAGCCGCAGCUCUGCAAUAUUGGUGGAGCAGCAAGGGAGCUAAGGUAAGUUAUAAUAAGUUUAGAAUCUCAUGCAUCUAAAAAAAAGUGUUAAUUUUACUGUGCUGAGCAAUCCAAUAAAACAUUUAAAUAGAAUUAAGUCCCUUUAAGCCACAGACAAAAUAAUAACGUAUAUUUAAUUUUCUUCUACAGGUGAAUUGUAAUCUCAUGUGUCCAUCUGAUGACAAAAAGUCACAAAGUGACUGCACCCAUGCCAGCAUGGAGGAAAAGGGAAGCCCUUUGGAAAGAGUACUCCCUGCAACUGGCACCUCAACACACACCCUCCUCCCGGACCCUCCAGAUUCUCCCCCAGAAACCCCUACAGAUGAAAAGCGGGCACCUGUGGGAACACCGCACCCACUCGCCCAUGUACCUGUCAUUAGUCUGGGUCACAGCAGAGUGGCUUUGCGACCAGAACUCACAGCCCUGCACCCUGUACCCUCCCUGAUGCUAGCACUUCCUGGGAUACGUGGGCCAUUAUUUCCCCCACAGUACCAUGCUCAUCCUUUCCUUCCAAGGUAAGCUUGGCACAUAUGUAUAAACAAAAAUUGUGAAGUUAGAACUGACAUAUAAAUAGAGUGACGGCACCAGGUAUAAUGCUGUCUGUACCACAACGAAUAGCACAGGGUAAAAUAGACUAUGCUAUAGGAAUCACUGCAAUCUUGUCAUGGCUUUGAUUCAAAAUGUAGCUGAGGAGUCGAGUUGAUGCUGAAUUAAUAAGGACUUACGACUAAUGUAGAAAAGGGAGUUGAGUUCUCCCAGCUAAGUCGCAGGAUUUUGGGUGAGGAUCUUAGAAGUUAGACAUAAUACUUCCAAGUGACCAGUUUAUUAAUAGCUAAGGACAACGUAAGCAAAAGUCAUGCUUCACUCAGUUACAGCUAGUUAGCGUUAGGUUUAGCAAAGAUUAUAUCUACAAGUAAGGCUUAAGGAAGAUCAGAAAUAGCCUCAAAAUGUGAUGGAAUGUUGGCGUAGUGGUGGGCUUAACAGGAUAUGGCCAUAUGGUGGAACUGAAUCCCCAUAUUUGUGUUCUGAGAUAGGCCUUAAGUAGACUUGUAAAAUUAGUAUUUUUGUGUCAGUUCACCCCACCCACCUUGAUAUCACUCCCCCUCCAGUGAGAGGGAAUGAGAUUACUGGAGAAGGAUUGGGCUCACUUAAUUACACAUAAUAUUAAUAAUAAUUAUAACUAAAUAAAUUAAAAAAAACAAAACAUGCAAGCUUGUUAUAUUUCCCUAAUCAUGCUUCAUUUUGCAGCCCAUACUUGCGCACAUCAGGCCUGAUUCCUAUUUAUUCUGGACGUUUUAAAAGAAGAAGCCUCCCAGAUAUCAUGGAGACACCAUUCAUAGGUAUGUGAACACACAUCUUCCACAUGUCUCCCAUUAUUAUUGAUCAUAAACAGGUCCCCAACAUGUCAGCCAAUAGACAGCUGAAUCUCCAGAAUGAAUUAUAACAGACCGAAUCAACCAGAAUUAUUGAUAACAGACACGGAACCACUAGAAUUAGUAAUAACAAACACUGAACCCCUAGAAUUAGUAAUAGCAGACACUGAUUUCCGAGAAUUAGUAAUAAUAGACACUGAACCCCCAGAAUUAGUGAUAACAGGCAACAAACCCCCCAAAUUAGUGAUAACAGACACUGAAGCCUCCAGAGUUAGUAAUACCAGACACUGAAUCCCCAGAAUUAGUAAUACCAGACAUUGAACCCCCAGAAUUAGUAAUACCAGACACUGAACCCCCAGAAUUAGUGAUAACAGAACCCCCAGAAAUACCCCCAGCCAGUAAUGUCUAAACCAUUGGCAACAAAAGUGUACUCCCUUUUGUUGCCAAUGGUUUAGUCAUUACUGGCUGUUAUUUUGAAGGGACAGCAAAUUUACACUGUUAUACAGGCUGUACACUCACUACUUUACAUUGUAGCAGAGUGUAAUUUCUUCAGUGUUGUCACAUGAAAAGAUAUAAUAAAAUAUUAUAAUGUGAGGGGUGUACUCACUUUUGCAAGAUACUGUGUGUGUGUGUGUGUGUGUGUGUGUGUUUAUUAGUAUUCGUAGACAAGAUGCCAUAAUGCCAGAAUAUUGCAGUUUGCAAUGAUACCUUUUUUUUAGUGAACUAACAUACAUAAUAUUUAAAAACAGGCUUUUUAAGAGUUUUCCUUUCUUCCUCAUGUCUAAAAAGCUUGUUUUUGAAUUAUUAUGUUAGUCCAAUAAAAAAAGGUAUCAUUGCAUACUGCAAUACUCUGGUAUUUUGGCAUCUUGUCUACUGGACUAAUACGGCUAAUCCAAUCUACUAUAUAUAUACACAGAACAAAUUAUAAACGCAACACUUUUGUUUUUGCUCCCAUUUUUCACAAGCUGAACUCAAAGAUCGAAGACUUUUUCUAUGUACACAAAAGGCCUAUAUAUAUAUAUAUAUAUAUAUAUAUAUAUAUAUAUAUAUAUAUAUAUAUAUAUAUAUAUAUAUAUAUAUAUAUAUAUAUAUAUAUAUAUAUAAAAUGUGUGUGUGUGUGUGUGUGUGUGUGUGUGUGUGUGUGUAUGUAUAUAUAUAUAUAUAUAUAUAUGUGUGUAUGUGUGUGUGUGUAUAUAUAUAUAUCUCACUUAUUGAGCCGAGAUAAGACUGGGGAACAUGGGUAAACCAUGAACUGAAGGGUGCUGUUGUUUAUUAUUUAGUCCCUGAAAUAUACUGUCUGGAGCAGUUUAGAUAGGUGAAGAUGUGCCGAGACUUAGCGGUGUCAGUAGAUCCCUGUAUAUUACUUGAAAGCUGUUUAUGUACGUCUGUGGUUAUGUAUUGGCCUAUGGUGACAUGCCAUAGAUGUGACAAUGUGAUAAUCUAAGGUAGCAGGCUGUGUGUCAUGGCGGUUGAAUAAAGGAAGAUGUGGUCUGGUGGGUUUGCAGAUUCUGUUAUCUAUCAAUCUUGUUUUCAGCGGGGAAUCCUGUGAAGUAUGAAACAUGAAAGUGAAACAAUAGAUAGAGGAACGACCGUGGAGGUUAUACAGGCACAGAGAAGAGACAACAAGCAGCAUGUUGAACUAAGAAGCUUAUGUAGACAAUGCGAGAGGAACAGCACAAACACAGAAUAGAAAUGCAACAGAUAUAAUUCACUGUUUAGAGGAAAAAGUAGAAAGGGUUAAAGACAAACAAAGAGAGAAGAACUAACUUAGAUUUCUUGAAAGUUAAAAAGGCUAUUGUGAAAGCAAAACUAUGUGAUAAAAAGCAUUGUUCGUCACAUAAUUAGAGAGUCUGACUGCUAGAAGUGAUAGUAAAUGGCAUAACAUUCAGGCAGAAGUGGCCUUCAGCAGGUCUUUCAAUGACAGGUGACAUUGAAUCUUAGAAACGUGAUAGAGAUGUGAUAUUGACAAAUGUCUCUGCUGCAAACUGAAUGAAAAUGUAUCUAGAAACAGAGCAGACAAUAGAGAGAUAACCCGCUGGUCCAAAAGGAACAAGUGUAGAUCACCAGAAAAUGUCCUGGCCUGGGCUUCAACCCACAAAUGGAAUCUUAAGCUAGGAAAGUUCUGAAAAGUAAGAACUUAUCUGUGUGGGGAAUCACAUUUCCUAAGUUAAUUAUCUUAAUUUUUAUUUAUUUUUUUGUGCACAGAUUUACAAGACCGCAUACAAUGCCACAACAGCAUACGUAGUCACAAUAUUAUCACAGGCUUUCACAUAUGUGGUGUUGAGAUAGUGGCACAUUUUUUAAGCUUUAAAUAUAGUAAAGGUUUGUAGAUUGCUACAGAAGCUGGCCAUGCUGGGGGAGAUUAAUAUAACAUGCUCACAGAGUAAAUGUGAUUUGCACCAAAUAUGCAAAAAACCCUCUGUGGCUAAAAAAGGCAAAAUAUAAAUAUUAUAUAAAUACCCAGCAAUAAGAAGUGUGAAGACUCCUCUAAUGUCUUCAAUAUAUUAAACAUAAAACCAUAAAAAGCACGACCUAAAAAUACAAAGGGAGACCAAUAGUGCAGACAAAAAAAAAGAACUAAAUACUAUAAAAAGGGAAACUAUAAAACACUCACAAACAUAGAAGUAAAAAGGCAGGGUAUAAUCAGUCUUCUUCAAGUGCUUCUUCUUUUUCUUGUGUAUAAAGAUGAAUACUUAGAACAAAGCACAGAAAAAAAACAUAGUGUAUAGCUGUAUGGUAUUCGAAAAAUUGCUUUAUUAUAUGCACUUACAAAAUAAAAGAAGUAAAAGGGCUCAUCAAUUCAAAUCACAUCCGCUGUCUGCCAUCCAGAACAAGUUAAACGCCAAAAGAAGGAGACAAAAUGAAUGAAAAAGAGUCCAAAAUAAAAGAAUUUACAAGUCAUGAAAUAAAGCUUGCCACCCUACGCGUUUCGUCUAGAAGACUUUGUCAGGGGCUCGUGGCAACAAUACACAAUACACAUACAAUUACAUUUAAAUACCCUGCCAUGAAAAAACCUUUAACCAAUCACAAAACAAAACUUCUAAUUAAGUCCACCUUAAAGUAAUCUCUUCUAUCUCAUUCCGUUCCCUUUUCGCGCUUCUUGAAAGCGCUUGCGUCCCAAGCCUCACUUUCAGUAGUGCCGGAAAAGACCACCGGUCCGCAUUCGGAGCGCUUGAGUUACGUCAUUUCCGGGCGCCACCGGAAGUUGUCACAGGUCCGGAAAGAAAAAUCACUCUCUUUGGAACGCAAAUCCCUUUGUAUUUUUAGGUCGUGGUUUUUAUGGUUUUAUGCUCACAGAGUAUUUUAACUAAAGACAGCGUUGCUUAACUGAGGGCAUAUGCAGUUAUGAAAAAAGUUUGACUGUUGCAGGAAAAAAAAUUCAACCCUGGCUGGGAAUUGAAACCGGCCCAUGGUAGUGAGAGUGGCAAAUCCUAACCAUUAGACCACAAGGGAACUGCAAAAGUACUGGAAACUGUGAGAAUACAAUUGGGUGGUAUUUAGGAGGUCAUAGUUUCCACAGAACAGUGCAUUUCACACACUUGUAUUUCACAGCACAGAAAAUGUCAGCAGGGCCCAUUCUGCCACAGUUUUACUCACUUUGCAGUGAUUAGACCGCAGCAAGAUCGCUUAUUCUAAAGGCUACAACAAAGCAAAUGUGAAAAUAUAGUGCAAGGAAAGAUUCAAUCAACUGUUAUCUAACAAUCUUGUUAUCUGCAUGUGUUGUGCAUAGCUCUGGAGUAACUUUAAAUCUAUUUAUAUGUUGCACUUUGUAUGUAUUUAACAGGUAGAAAUGAGUACUGCUCUUGCAGGCUUCGUUGUGUGUUAGUCAUCAGAUCUCAAGUCACCACUGAAGUACCUUUGAUAGCUAGAGCCAGAUAUCUUGAUGAAGAUUUUGAAAAACAAGUAGUCUUUUGCAGUGUUUUGGAGGUUUCACGGAGAGGUUAUUGUGAUGAUUGAGGUUUCAUGGGAGGUUAUACUGGAUAAUGGAUGUUUCAUGGAGAGUCGAUACUAAAUGACUGAGGUUUCAUGGAGAAGUAAUGGUGGGCAAGUGAGAUUUUUUUGAAAGGGAAGGGGGAUGAUUGUGGUUUCAUGGAGAGUUCAUCCUGAUAAAUGAGGUUUAUUGGAGCAUUAAUGGUGGAUGAUUGAGGUUUGAUGGAGAGUUGAUUUUGGAUGAUUGCGGUUUCAUGAUAGGUAAUGGUUGAUAAAUGAGGUUUUAUUGAGAGUUGUUGGAGGAUGACUGAGGUUUCAUAGAGAGGUAAUGCUAGAUGAUUGAGGUUUCAUGGAGAGGCGAUACUGGAUGAUUGAGGUUUCAUGGAGAAGUGAUGGCAGAUGACUGGCGUUUCAUAGAGAGGUGAUACUAGAUGAUUGAGGUUUUAUGGAGAGGAGAUACUGGAUACUUGGUGUUUCAUGAAGUGGUGAUACUGGGUGACUGAUUUUUCAUGGAGAGUUGAUACUGUAUGAUUGAGGUUUCAUGGCGAGUUGAUACUGGAUGACUGAGGUUUCAUGGAGAGGUAAUGGUGGAUGAUUGAGGUUUUAUGGAGAGUUCAUGGUGGAUGACUGAGGUUUUAUGGAGAGGGGAUACUAGAUGCUUAAGGUAUCAUGGAGGUGAGAUACUUAUUGAUUAAGGUUUUAUGAAGAGGUGAUACUGGGUGACUGAGAUUUCAUGGAGAGGUGAUACCUCAGCCAAGCACGCUUCUUAGCUUUAACUGGGACACCCGUAGCGCUUCAGCCCCCAGUCGCCGCAGCUUGACUGGGGUCUAUCUUGAGUUUCCCACCCUGGAACAGGUCCUGUGCUACAGCUCAAAGUGAUCAAGCUCUCCUGCAGAAUGUAUAGCUGUCAGGUCCCCUGCCCGUUCGCUGAUCUCGGCGGCUUCUGGUACUGCGGAUUGCGCAGACAUUCUCUCUGCCACGUGCAGCAUGCUUAAAUAUGCACCCGAGUCAGCCACCCAAUGAGGCGCAUAAUGAUGACCUCAAGGGUAAAAGAGGAAGGGUCAAAUACCUUCCACGUGUUACAAAAGGAAAUUAACCAAUCAGAAAUUAAUCAUACCUAUUUAAGCUUGCCGAUGUCAUCCCUUGUUGCCCUGUUGUGGUAUUUGAUAACCCAAUAGCAUGUUUUCUCUGUCUGAUUGUUGGUUACCAAAUUUUGGCUUUGUCUCUCGUUUAUCCUGCUUUCUCUGAUCCUUGACCUCGGUCUGUCCUACUGUUAUUCCGUAUCUCUGUACUCCAUUGACUUCGGCUUGUACUCUUACUUCCCUCUAUUUGCAUAGCCCGGCCACUCUAAAGACUGGUAUUGCAAUUCCUCCCCCUGUGAUCUGUCAGUGUGUUUGGUUCCGGAACCGUGACAAUAGCUGAGACUUAGUGAAGGGUGAAUAAGAAGUGGGUUUAUUGAGCAAAAGCACACAGAUUUAUAUCCAGAACCCCAGCAUGGGGUCUCCAUUCAUUGUAACAUAAGCCUGCCCAAGUGCCUGUGUCUGGGAGAUAAUUGUUUAAACUAUCAGUUAAACUAAUUAUCUAAUGAUUAUAAUAUAAGUGAGCAUCCCCAUAUGUUAUAUAUCCCCGAAUAGCUCGUGCCCGAGCCCCCAAUCUGUCCAAAUAGCACAUUGAUCGGAGAUGGCUGGCUCGAUUUGGAUGAAAGUCAAAGUUUUAGUGGGAAGUGGCUGCUCUCCGAUCCAGUGCAGAGUUUCAUGGUGCUAGGGUGAAUGUCCUGGUCACCCAAAACAGCAGCGCUUUCCCCAACAUUAACACUGUUGAGUAAAAUGUUGGAUAAUCAUUACAUUUACUUUUUGAUUGAACAAAGAUGAAUUUAGACACCAUACAUAAUAAAGGUUACAGACAUCUGGAGAACUCUUACUGACUGCUAAAGGUUUCUCGAUAAUUUAUAACAAGAAAUAUAGUUCCAUGGAUUAGUUCUUAUGAAUAUUUAAGUUAUCAGCAUACAUUUUAAAAUGUAUUAAAGAAUCCAUUUAAGUUAUAUUGGGGUAUAUGAGAUGUUCAUUUAACAAAAGAAUCUCUGGGGACUUUAAAAAAAAAAAAGAUAAGUGAUUAUUUGCUAUUUUUCAGUUGAAGUAACACUGUACUCCAUUAUUUUAGUGCGUCAGCCCCAGAAAGUUGCUCGUCGUGUCUUCACAAACAGCCGAGAACGAUGGCGACAACAGAAUGUAAAUGGAGCAUUUGCUGAAUUGCGGAAACUCAUCCCCACACAUCCCCCAGAUAAGAAGCUGAGUAAGAAUGAAAUCUUACGCCUAGCCAUGAGAUACAUAACCUUCUUAGUAACACUGCUCAGUGACCAACACGGCACUAACCCUAAGCCAUCACCUACUACAAAGAGACUCUCAUCUCCUGUACGGGAACUGACCUCAAAGGUCAAGGAGAACCCCAACCCCAGACUUCAUGGAGUAAAGGAGGAAGAGAAAAGCAGGGGUUAUGGUGGUAUGGUGGUGGUGUCUCCAAUAUCUGGAAGCUGUGGGGAGAGUCUGGAGAGUGAAGAGGAAGAUGUGGAGAGUAAUAGUGUUUCACCUCCUAAUGGCGCUCAACGAAUACUGAUAAGAUCAGAAGCAGAUGGGAGUCGGUGAGGCUUGGGGUAAGGGGGAGAAUGAGAUUAAACUGAAAGUUACCUUCUCAUUCCUCUCUCUUCAAGUUGGGCAAAUCUUUCUUAUUAAUGCACUAAAUUGUCCCAAAUACAACAAGAAGAGAGCAUCUUGUGUAUAUAUACAUACUUCAAAUAUCAAUCCAGAGACUUUACCAAACACCCUAUUUGGGAAACCAAAAUAGAAUACUAUAUGCCCAUACUAGCUUUCUAAUGAAACAAACAUCUCAAGAAAUGUCCAUCAGUACAAAGCUGGUUUGAUAUACGAGUCUAUUUGUUGACAUGCCCAUUUUCCUUUUCAAAAAGUAGACAAUUGGGUAUAGUUGCUAGAGCAUCCUCUUCUACUGGAUUUCUGGAAUACAAGAAUGCACUGAACUUUGCGGAAUAAGCUUCCCCUAAUGCAAUUUUUACUGCAGCAAUGAACUGAAAUGUUUUACUUCUGACACUGGAGUGUGUGGACAACAUGUGAAACUUGUAACACUGGUUUCCUUAUGUGCUACUGCCCCCCUCUACCCAAAUACUAUUGUAUCGUGAAAUAAGGUUGAAUUACAACUGCUUCUAUGGAAUGCUAUGCUGGGAUUAUCAUAUUAACACUGGAAGCUACAUAGAUACAUUUCAUGGAAUACUCAGCAGCAUUUGUGUAUUUAAUAUAUAGCUGCAUUGGACUACACUGGAGUAUAUUGCACUGCAUGACAAUCAAUGUAGCCCUGGAACAAUAGAAGAAACAAGUUAACACCCAGAAUGCAAUGCUAGACUGUACUGCACUAUGCACAUGAGAAUUCUAAAACUCCAUCUUAAUUACUGGGUUCUAGAAAGUGAAUUUUAGAACUGCAAAGCACUGAAUGCAUUGUUAAAAAAAUGAAUGAACAAUAAAGUCUAUAGAUACACUGAUAGUCAAUGGAACUGCAUUAUCUAUAUUUUCCAUAAUACUUUGUGUUUAUUGGUUGUGUAUUGGGGAAAAGAGAUACCAAGACAAAUUAUGUUUUAAGCACUCUAAUGAGGCUUGGUGGGAUGCACCUUGAAGGCUCUGUAAGAAGAAUUGGUUAGAGCAACGAGCAGGAACAUUUCAAUGGUUUCCAUGGUAAUUAACGUUUG